UAUUCUCCUGAGGAACCAGCCUUGUCCAGCCCAGCGUCUAGUAAUCAGCAGAACCAGAAGGCCGAACCAGAAUGCCUCUACCCCGUCCCGGACGACCUUGAGGUGAAGCUGGGGAGAGCAGGCACCUCCAGAGUUCCAGACCACCUUCAGGCUGGCUUCCGCUACUGUGUCUGCAUCCACCAGGAUCUCACUGAGGGACCAGACUACCAGGGCUGCCCCUCCCCAGCUUUGCUGCCCUCAAAGCCCACCUAUUGGACAGCUAUAGGCACAGCGCGGACUGUAACCGCCUCCACAGUGACAUGAUCAGACUGUGUCCGUCUCUUCCUCCUCUAUUGGUGUAGGUAUCUGAGGAGCCAUCCUCCCCCAGCCCAGUCCACAAUGAUCAGCAGGACCAGGAGCCUUUUAGGGCCCAUUGUCUCUACCCCGUCCCUGACAGCCUUGAGGCGAAACUGGGAUCAAGGCAAGGCAGAUGCACUGACCACCUCCAAGCCAACUUUCUCCACUAUGUCUCCUGCCAGGUCUGUGUGUUGUGUGCUAUCUGGGGGGUGGGUGGUUGAGAAUUGAGCAGAACACACAUUUCUGUUGUUCACUGUAACAUAUGGACAAUAAAGUUGUAUUGUAUUGCAGGUCUCCAAUGAGGGCACAUGCUCCAGGGCUCUGAGGGCUACCAGUGUGCCCUGGGUCAGCUGCCCUUCCCCAGCCUGGCUGCUCUCCUGUCCAGCUGGGAACCCCGGCAGGACUGUAGCCUCCUCUACAGCAAGAUAAUCAGGCGUUGUCCCUCUCCUCCUCCCAUGGUGGUGGAACCAGUCAGGCCCCUCACGUAAGGAGCACCCGGGGUUUAGGCCUGCCCGGUCUUCAGGCCUGCGCACCUGCUCAUCCUCUGUCUCAGCCGCAACGAGACCUCCAAGACACCCAAAGUGCCUUCAUCCAUACCUGCCUUCCAGCUCAUCAUCCUCAGUGGGGUCUACCAGGAGCCAUGAACAUCAACCAUCUCCUGUCCCACCUUCCUCCUGCUCAUCCAUACCCUCCAGAAAGAGAAGACAACGUGAGCUAUAGAGAGACCCCCAGGAGCCCCAGCCUCCAGCCCAGCUGCAGCACUCCAUAUCGGGGAUUCGAGACCCACCAGCCUGGCCCAUUCUGGAUGCAACCCAUGGAAAGGCUCCAGAGCUACCACCCCCAGCCCAGCCACAGCAGUCUGACUCGGGGAGACGAGAGCCACCAGGCUGGCCCCAGCCCCAGCAAGAGGCGCAGGGAACCAGAGGAGGCACUAGAGGGAUACCCUGGACCAAACUGCACAACACGGAGGGGCGGCAGAAGCAAGACAAAGUCAAAGCGCAAGAUACUACAGACAGUGCUUGACUUGGACUAAAAUAGGUACCGGUAUAUUUCGGUGCAGGAGCUCCACAAUACUUUUGAGCUAAUAUUCUAGAAGAACAGGAUCUCAAGCAGAACAUACUGUAAGAGGUGCCGGUACUCGACUCCGGUGAGCUCCUGACCAAG
Molecule: messenger RNA, 1500 nt
Organism: Coregonus sp. 'balchen'
Lineage: Eukaryota; Metazoa; Chordata; Actinopteri; Salmoniformes; Salmonidae
Source: the annotation of a GenBank genome assembly